AAACAUAUAAUUUAUGUUCUAUCGGAAUUAUUCUUGUUUCUAUCGCAAUAGAAUAUUUUUUUAUUACAAAUUUCUUAUAUCGUAUAUGAAGUGGCAAAACUGUAAGUCAAACCUCUGAAAGGCGGUCAACUAUUAAUCUAUACAAUCAAUAUCAAUUUUUCGGCUAGAAUUCAUUAACUGUAAGAAAUGUAUGUUUUUUUAAAUUUUUGUAUACUUAUUUAUAUAUUUUUUUUUUCAGGAAUUGAAGGAGCUGUACUAUUCUUACAUUACCCAAAUCGCGUUGGAGCGAGCUCGCUUUGGAAAGAAGCCGCUUCAAGUAAUUUUGAUUUUUAGAACGUCGAUUUAAAAAGGUCGAUUUGGCAAAAACUACCACUGAAAUAAAAAAUGCAUUUUUUGAAGUUUAAAUCAUCCAACGGCGUUUCAGCGUUAUCGCGUAAUAUGGACAGCUUAUCACUAUCGCGUCGUAUAUUAAAAAUCGCAGAGUCCGUUCUGACAAGUAGUUCGCUGAAUUACUUCGCGCGCGUUGCGCAGUUUCUAAUUUCAGUCGUUGAUAAACGAGCAAAAUGGGCUUGUCAAAUAGUUUUUCGUUCGAUUUGCGUGCUUUCGGGAAAUAUUUUUUUUACAUAUUUAAUGUUUAUCUUAUGAUACGCGGAGUGGGCAUGACUACCUGGGCUGCGAUACUAUUCCACGAGAUCAGUAAUUAUCACAGAGUCGCGUUGUGGAAAAACGGCGCCGCGAGUUCGUUGGUGAUGCUUAUGACUGUCGGCGGUAUCUUCAUUAUUUUAGCCAUCUGCGGCGGUGCAUUUAGCGGACUAUAUCUGUGCAACGAAAAAUGUAGGAAUCGAUGCGAAUACAACACCUACACGACCGUCAGGUUCGCACUUCUAUUUUCGAUUUUACUGAUUAUACAAUCAGCCGUUACAAUCUACAUGCUCGUAAUAACACCGACCAGUAGAAAAGAUUUUGAAGAAGCCUUCAAGAAUUACAAUUACCGAUGGGAGGACAGGGAGUUCGUAGAUUAUGUUCAGAAAAACUUAUACUGCUGUGGUAUCGAUUCUUCCUGGGAUUACGGCGAGAUUCUUAAAAUACCAGUCCCAUCUAGUUGUUGCAAUUCUGGGGUGACGUGCACUGAAGAUAUCAUAAGACUGAGACUAGGUUGCGCUAGUAAGCUAACUUUUUAUGAAUUUGUUUAUGGAUUUGGAUAUGCGUACAAAAUCUACGCAUUAGGCGGCUUCAUCCUGAUUCUCACCGUAGUUGAGCUAAUUGGUUUCAUCUUCGCACUAUGUCUGGCGAAUUCUAGAAGGAAAAGGAAGGGCCAAGAGACAGUACGUCAUUUCACGCAAAAAUGAUUCUAACAAAACAUUUACAGUCAGCUCUUACUCAUCUCGUCUGAUACUUUCGAGAGGAAUCUAACGCAGAGUUUGAUGCAGGAUAAAAAAUGAAUAUUAUUAUAAAAGCUGUUAUUUCUUGAACCAUGUUUCUAUCUUCUAAUUUUUAUUUAUUUUCGUCAUAUCUUAAUGUAUUACCCUCUGAUUCAAGUUUACACCUGAUAAAAGUCUGAAAAUACGAAAUGAGAAAAA
This is a messenger RNA of Wasmannia auropunctata (little fire ant), 1580 nucleotides long. RefSeq names its product CD63 antigen-like. Bases 564 to 1349 code for a protein of 261 amino acids. NCBI's taxonomy places the organism in Eukaryota, Metazoa, Arthropoda, Insecta, Hymenoptera, Formicidae. The record is from RefSeq and is a predicted model, not a curated record. The transcript has 5 exons. Gene Ontology annotation, cellular component: membrane.